Messenger RNA from Linum trigynum, 1924 nucleotides. Lineage: Eukaryota; Viridiplantae; Streptophyta; Magnoliopsida; Malpighiales; Linaceae. The record is from the annotation of a GenBank genome assembly.
UGUCCAGCAGUGCAGAAAUCACAUCAGAACUUCUUGGCUUGGCGCCGUUCCCAUUUGCUUUCUUCUCCACCUUCUUUAUUCGAAUUUGUGGGAAUUUCCAUCGUCGACUCCUCCGCCUGUAUAUGGAUUUUGGGGAAUUGGAAGUUCGAUACGUUCACUGGCAGUCGAUUAGUUGAUUCCGAUUCCGGCAGUGUUGUGGUUUACUUGUUGGUUCUGCUCAAGUUGGAAACUUCACUGUGCAAGAACAAGGCGGGUAAACAAGAGGGGAAUUUUCCUGGGUUCCAAGUUCCAACCGUGGGUUGUUGACUUGUUGUUCGUCAGCUGCUGUUAAAUAUCUGAUUUGGGUGAUUGGAAGAAAGGCUUUUUGAUAAGGAUUCGCAGGGAAAGUUUGUAUCUUUCCGGAACUGGGGAUCGGGUUGGUUUUGGAACUGGCUCUUACCGCUCUGAAUCCGGCCGCCAUUGCUGAACAUUUGACGGAGCUACUGAGCUUACUCUGGUAAGGGAAGGAUUGAACAGCAGGGAUGAAGGAAAUUAGCUGCGCUCUGCGCUUUAUGUUUUCAGCGGAGUUUUGGACGAUGGGAUUGUGUUGGACAGUGUCGCUUCUGGCCUCCUACUGGCAGUUGUUUCUCAGAAGGAUUACUGGGAGGUGCGAGGUUUAUCCACGCAGUGGGCCUCCCAGAAAUUUGCCUACCAGGCCUGUUUGCAUUGUUACAGGGGCAACGUCUGGUCUUGGUGCAGCUGCUGCUUCUGCCUUGUCCAAAGAAGGGUUUUGCGUUGUUCUUGUUGGACUAUCAUCAGAAUUAUUAUCCGAGGCAAUGAAAGAGAUAAGAGAAGGGAACAAAGAUGCCCAUCUCAAGGGGUUUGUGGUCGACUUGUCAUCUUUUCGUUCCAUAUUGGAGUUCAAAAAUUCUUUAGAGAAGUGGCUGAUGGAGUCGGAUAUGCAUUCUUCCGUCCAGCUACUGAUAAACAAUGCAGGGAUUCUGGCAACAUCAGUUAGGCCCACUGCUGAAGGAUAUGAUCAGAUGAUGGGUACAAAUUACAUUGGUGCAUUCUUUCUGACUAAACUUCUAUUACCCCUUCUCAAAACUAGCCCUGUUGGUUCGCGUAUAGUGAAUGUGACAUCAUUUACUCAUCGAGCAGUCUUUGAUGCACAGAUCAAUGAAGAUAUUGUUACCGGAAAAUGCUUCUUCAGAUCAAAAGAAUACCCAUAUGCUCGUGUAUAUCAGUACUCAAAAUUGUGCCUCCUCCUGUUCACCUAUGAGCUUCACCGGCAACUUAACUUGGACAACAAGCCUUGUCAAGUCUCUGUCCUUGCUGCAGAUCCAGGAAUGGUGAAAACCAACAUCAUGCAUGAAGUUCCUUUCUCCCUUUCCAAAAUUGCAUAUCUGGUUUUCAGAGUACUGGGACUUCUACAGUCACCGGAGAAUGGGAUUAACUCCAUCCUCGAUGCUGCUUUGGCCCCAUCACACGUGUCGGGAGCUUACUUCUUUGGCGGUGAAGGCAGAACUUUGAGAUCUUCCGCGCUUUCUUACAAUACCAGACUCGCAGAGAAUCUCUGGAACAUCUCAAGCAACAUGUUCUUCAACUUAAAACUUGCUUCGCAAGCCACCUCUUCUUCAAGUUAGUGCUGUACAUCACCACCAGCAGAGGGACAUACAUAGAUAUAUACUUCAUGAAGCACAUACAAGCUCUUGCAGCUACUGCAAGAUGCAUCUCGAGGUUUUUCGGAAUACGAUGAAAUCGUAAGUGUAUUGGAUUCAUUGCGCUCUGUUUACAGGCUUCUUCAAUCUCUGCCAAUGAGAACGAAGUGUAUUGGAUUCUUUCAACAUGGAAAACGACACUCCACAAAGUUCCAAUUGGUAACUAGUUUUGUUCUUUAGCUGUUCUUCGAUCUUGUGGUCUCACAUAAAAACAACAAAACUAG